AACCCUCUCCCCGACACGAUUAAAUGGACGAAGGAUCGAUUGAUUUCCUCCUCUUUUAAUUCACUCUUCUUCCCCUACUUUUUCUUUUUGGCUCUUCCGCCAUUUCUCGCCUUCGAGGGAAGGAAAGAUUUCUGUAAGGGAAAGGAGGGAAAGGGAGGGCCUUGGAACCGGGAGGCGACCAAGAAAUCUAGGGUUAGGGUUUUUUUCGCGUCCCGUGGCGUCCCGCGGGCUGCAGAGGAGAGGAAGAUGAGCGCAAACGCGUUGCCGGCGCCCACCCGCCAUGGGAACCUCGACGAGCAGAUCGAGCAGCUCAUGCAGUGCAAGCCGCUCUCCGAGCAGGAGGUUAGGGUUUUGUGUGAGAAGGCCAAAGAGGUAUUGAUGGAAGAAAGCAAUGUUCAGCCCGUGAAGAGUCCUGUGACGAUAUGUGGUGACAUUCAUGGGCAAUUUCAUGAUCUUGCAGAACUGUUUCGAAUUGGAGGGAAGUGUCCAGAUACAAAUUACUUAUUUAUGGGCGAUUAUGUAGAUCGUGGAUACUAUUCUGUUGAAACUGUUACGCUUUUGGUGGCCCUCAAGGUACGAUAUCCUCAGCGAAUCACUAUUCUUAGAGGAAAUCAUGAGAGUCGUCAGAUUACACAAGUUUAUGGAUUUUAUGAUGAAUGCUUAAGAAAAUAUGGUAAUGCAAAUGUAUGGAAGAUCUUUACAGAUUUGUUUGAUUACUUCCCCUUGACAGCACUGGUUGAAUCGGAAAUAUUUUGCCUUCAUGGUGGAUUGUCUCCAUCUAUUGAAACUCUUGAUAACAUCCGUAACUUUGAUCGUGUUCAAGAGGUUCCACAUGAGGGGCCUAUGUGUGACCUUUUAUGGUCUGAUCCUGAUGACAGAUGUGGUUGGGGUAUUUCUCCUCGGGGUGCAGGAUAUACCUUUGGCCAAGAUAUAUCAGAGCAGUUCAACCAUACCAAUAACCUUAAGCUGAUAGCCAGAGCACAUCAAUUAGUCAUGGAAGGAUACAACUGGGGACAUGACCAAAAGGUAGUUACUAUAUUUAGUGCUCCAAAUUAUUGCUACCGGUGUGGGAAUAUGGCCUCCAUCUUGGAAGUUGAUGACUGCAAGGGGCAUACUUUCAUCCAGUUUGAGCCAGCCCCCAGAAGAGGAGAGCCGGAUGUGACUCGCAGAACUCCCGAUUACUUUCUGUGAGUCAGCGAAUGUGAGGGCUAGGUUCAUGACUUUUUCACAGCAAGUGCUUCUCGCCAAAAGUGGGGCUGUGGUUGUGGACAUUUCCAAUCCUAGGAUCAGUUUUUACUCCAAGCUGCCUGAGUUCCGUUGGUUUGGAAGGAAUAGAUGUAUAAUGAUGUUGAAAGCUGUACGUCUCACGUCAUUCAACUGUAACAGGGUUUGUUGGAGGCGGUGAGGCCUAUGGUUCAGCUUCGGCAGCAGCGUGUAUCGUUUCUGAUGGACUGUCUUUCCUUUUGUCCUUUUUUUUUUCUGGUUAUUCUUUCGUUUGCUUUUUCUCUGCUUAUGGAGGAGAGGGAAUUUACGCCCAAGUGUUGUUUUUAGGGAAUGGAUAGAUUCAGUUGGAUCUUUCUCGAUUUGUUCAACUUAAGACUUCUCUAUAUUAGUGUUUGGAUCUUUCUCGAUUUGU
Molecule: messenger RNA, 1636 nt
Organism: Musa acuminata subsp. malaccensis (wild Malaysian banana)
Lineage: Eukaryota; Viridiplantae; Streptophyta; Magnoliopsida; Zingiberales; Musaceae
Product: serine/threonine-protein phosphatase PP2A-2 catalytic subunit
Biological process (GO): mitotic cell cycle
Cellular component (GO): nucleus; cytosol
Molecular function (GO): protein serine/threonine phosphatase activity
Source: RefSeq, a predicted model, not a curated record